AUGAGACUUAAUGAGAAGGAAACUGAACAAAAGAAAAACCCGACCAAAUCCACUGGAGACGGUCUAUCUAUCUAUGUAUCUAUCUUAUUUUGUUCAUAUCUAUCUAUCUAUCUCAUUCUUUUCAUUUUCUUUCUUUCUUUCUUUCUUUCUUUCUUUCUUUCUUUCUUUCUUUCUUUCUUUCUUUCUUUCUUUCUUUCUUUCUUUCUUUCUUUCUUUCUUUCUUUUACCUUGGUUUUUACCUUGAUUUUUAUAUUGAUUGGACUGCCGAGUGGAUUUCUUUCUUUCUUUCUUUCUACCUUGGCUUUUAUACUAUUGCCAAGUGGUUUUCUUUCUUUCUUUCUUUCUUUGCUUCUUUCUUUCAAUCUUUCUUUCUUUCUUUCUUUCUACCUUGCCUUUUAUACUGAUUGGACUGCCAAAUGGAUUUAUUUGUUUAUUUUCUUCCUUCCUUCCUUCCUUCCAUCCUUCUUUCUUUCAUUCUUUCUUUCUUUCUUUCUUUUCUUCCUUCUUUCUUUUUGCCCUUAUUCAUUUUCCUCUCUCUGUCUUUCUAAGCCUAACACCGUGGACUUUUCUGUUUUUCACAACACUCAUUUUCGCAAGUACUUGUCUCAUUUCCCUGACGUGGUCUUUCUUCUUUUAUUCACAAUAUUCUCUCUCCCUUUAACAACCUUUCUUUAA
Messenger RNA from Acanthosepion pharaonis, 675 nucleotides. Lineage: Eukaryota; Metazoa; Mollusca; Cephalopoda; Sepiida; Sepiidae. The record is from the annotation of a GenBank genome assembly.